GGCGGCCAGGUGGUGCGAGUGAUGAACAAGACGAUAGUUUACGAUCAAAAUCAUAACAUUGUGUCUCAAACUGAAACGAGUACAGAAUACGGAUCCCUAGGACACGAAGGUGAAGCUGGCAGUUCUUUUAAUACGUACGUGAACAGUCAAGCGGGCAACCAAAACCAAGGUUCCGGGCAGAACUUCGUGCACGGGCUGUGGUCGACGACGGAGACGGUCAACCCAGACCUCUUCAAAGCCGGCUCCAGCAAGUUCCGAGGACAGUCCAGCGUCACUGUCGUGGGCGACGAGGACGAAGACGAGAUAGGCGGCUUCGGAGCGUACGCCGCGAGCAACCCUAACAACGAAUUCAGAUACGGUAUCGCCGAUGUUUCUGGAAGCCAAGGAAACCGAGCUUCCGGAAGUGCCCAGGGCGGCUCCGGGGGCUCCUCGAGCUCUGGUUAUCAGGCGAGCUAUGGAAACGCUCAGAAUUCGGGAUACCAAGGCGGAGCUGGAUUCCAGGGAGGUAGUUAUCAAGGAGGAGGUGCUUACGCUAGCAGUGGAGGCAGCAGCUACUCAUAUUCUUCACAAUCGGGCGGUCAAAGCAGCUACAGCUCCCACUCGGGCGGCAGCUUCGGGUCCCAGUCGCAGCGGCGCGAGGGCUCCAGGCGUCGGCGACAGGAUCAGGUGGAUCUGGAAUUAAAGGAGAUACUGCAGAAGUGCGAGGAGAAGUACAAGUGCGAGGUGGUGCGCUGCC
Papilio polytes (common Mormon) is the source of this 736-nucleotide messenger RNA. RefSeq names its product keratin, type I cytoskeletal 9-like. The transcript has 4 exons. The annotation marks the transcript as partial. The record is from RefSeq and is a predicted model, not a curated record. Lineage: Eukaryota; Metazoa; Arthropoda; Insecta; Lepidoptera; Papilionidae.